AUGGAGAACCACGAAAAGCACUCCAGCUCUGAUGUCAAGGACAAUGACAAGGGGAGCGAAACCAGGCCUAAAUGUGGUGAAUCUGUCAAGGGCGGCACCUUGAUUGUGGAAGAAGUCAGGCUGCACAAACCGUUCACGACAUUGACCGCCAUGGGUCUUGGCCAUUCCAUCACCAACACUGCCAUCACAUUGCUGGUCGGAAUGUCGAGCACCAUUGCGCUGGGAGGCCCGCCUCUCUUUAUUUGGGGUUUCGUUGCCAUGGCUGUUGUCGGUGUGGCUGUCUCGGUCAGUCUGGGAGAGCUCGCAUCUGCUCUCCCACACACCGGCGGCCAGUACUUCUGGGUCGCCGUCCUUGGCCCCCCCAAAUUCCGCCGUUUCUUGUCCUAUAUAACAGGCAUUGUCGCCUGGGCUGGCGCGGUCUGCACCACAGCCUCAGUGUGCCUGGUUGUGCCGAUCAUGAUUUUCAACAUGGUCUCGAUUCGAAACCCCGACUUUAUAUACCAACCUUGGAUGGGGUUUGUUGGUUACCAGAUCAUCAAUAGUUUCCUCUUCCUUUUCAAUCUCUAUUCGAGGUGUCUCCCAUAUAUCAGCAGCACACUUCUCGUCUUUACCGUCUCCUCCCUCGUCGCCAUAUUUGUCAGCAUGCUGGCCGUUUCUAGCCCGAAGCAAGAUCCCUCACGAGUUUUCGUCGACCUCUACAAUAGUUCGGGCUGGCCGGACGGAGUUGCAUUUCUUAUUGGUAUAAACGCUCCCAACUGGGGCUUUUCCUCACUCGACGCCGUUGUCCAUCUCGCCGAUGAGAUCCCCAAUCCUCGGCGCAACAUCCCAAAAGCUCUGCUGUUGACCGUUGCUGUCGGUUCCUUCACAGGCAUUCUCAUUCUUUUGUCAGCCUUCUUUUCAGCUACAGAUCUGGAAGACAUUGCAAGCUCCACAACUCCCUCAUUACAGAUAUUCUACCAAGCCUUUGGAGGAAACCUGGGGGCAGCUGUUGGCCUGCAGGCUCUGGUUACCGUCUCAGCAUCUGGAUCCAUUGUUGGAAUUCACACUUGGCAGUCGCGCAUGGCCUGGGCCUUUAGUAGGGACAAGGGGUUCCCCUUCCAUCGCUAUCUCAACCGAAUUGCGCCGGAGCCAUUUGCUACGCCGAUAUACGCUCAUAUCUGGUCGUGCGCCUGGACGGCGCUCCUUGGGUGUCUCUAUCUAGGAUCGCAACUUGCCUUUAAUUCCCUCGUUUCUGCCGGCAUGCUUCUGCAGUACAUCACGUACAGCAUUAGUAUUUUAUGUCUCUUGUGGUAUGGGCGAUCCAAUCUGCGCCAUGGCCCAUUUUGGUUCCCGCGAUUCGGCCUUGUUUGCAAUGUUGUCACCGUCAUGUGGUCGAUCACCGCUGUUGUGUUCUAUUCCUUCCCUUACUAUCUCCCAACAGAGGCGGACCAGAUGAAUUAUGUCUCUUGUGUAAUCGUUGGGAUUUUUCUGUAUGCCUUGUUGUACUGGGUCCUAUUUGGUAAAAGGGAAUUUUCGCCACCUGAGCCUGAGUAUCAUGAUUGA
Molecule: messenger RNA, 1542 nt
Organism: Clonostachys solani
Lineage: Eukaryota; Fungi; Ascomycota; Sordariomycetes; Hypocreales; Bionectriaceae
Source: the annotation of a GenBank genome assembly